Messenger RNA from Fomitopsis serialis, 508 nucleotides. RefSeq lists its product as uncharacterized. The coding region runs from base 59 to 325 and encodes 88 amino acids. Lineage: Eukaryota; Fungi; Basidiomycota; Agaricomycetes; Polyporales; Fomitopsidaceae. The transcript has a single exon. The record is from RefSeq and is a predicted model, not a curated record.
GUAGCUUCUACCUCGAUUGCGACGCGCCUCUGAUUUCGUCGGAUCGGCAGGAUUCUGGAUGACGUUUGUGUCGUUCAUCCUCCUCUUCCUCGCGGGCGGAACGGUCUGCUUCGGGUCGACGGGACCGCAUGGCGGGGGCGACCAACUACCCCAUGGCGUCCAGCAAGUUCUCGCGAUCGUGGAGGGACUGCUUCACCCGCUCUUAGAUGUGCCAUCAUUGCACGUCAUGCCUCUCCCUGCACCGAAUUCUAGGGCGGCCGCACCACUGGGCUGGUCAUGCCAGACAGAUACCCACAGGCGAGUGUCAGGAUAUGUGCUAGCAUAAUUUAUGCCUACUACUUUGAAUCGAGCGGCAGAGUACCGUUGGGCCUCCGGCUUUCUUACUUACUGACCACCACCUUCGUUCUGCGCUACCCCACACUAAUGCUUGUUUUAUGACACCCUUCCGCGAGAGUAUGCAGACUUCAAUAUUGUGUGCAUUUGUGGGCAAUACGUCGUACAACACCAC